This is a messenger RNA of Limulus polyphemus (Atlantic horseshoe crab), 806 nucleotides long. Its product is annotated as eukaryotic translation initiation factor 4E type 2-like. The record is from RefSeq and is a predicted model, not a curated record. Gene Ontology annotation, molecular function: translation initiation factor activity; RNA 7-methylguanosine cap binding. Gene Ontology annotation, cellular component: cytoplasm; eukaryotic translation initiation factor 4F complex. NCBI's taxonomy places the organism in Eukaryota, Metazoa, Arthropoda, Merostomata, Xiphosura, Limulidae. The transcript has 6 exons. The coding region runs from base 96 to 725 and encodes 209 amino acids. Gene Ontology annotation, biological process: translational initiation.
UCAUAUUCUUGUUUAGGAUAUCCAAAGUAAUUUACAAGUUCGUUUUGUUUUUGUUUUUUCCUGUGAUUUAAAUAGUAUAUUGCUGUUUUAUUGUUAUGAAUAAUAAGUUUGAUGCGUUAAAAAACGAAGAUAGUGGAGAAGAAGAUACUGCUCGACUUUCAACAGAAAUGCCAGAUAUAAGUCAGAUAAAAAUUGAUCCACCACUACAAGACCCAGGUGAACAUCAGCUUCAGUUCAGCUAUGCUUUUUGGUACUGUAGACAGCCUCGUUUACGAAGUUAUGAUCAAAACUUGAAAAUGAUCGGCACUUUUAGUACUGUUGGAAAGUUUUGGUCAUUUUACAGCCAUCUUGUCAGACCUUCAGAACUGACUGGGCAGAUUGAUUUUCAUCUCUUCAAGGAAGGAAUCAGGCCUAUGUGGGAGGAUGAAGCUAACAGAAAUGGUGGUCGUUGGGUUUUACGGUUAAGAAAAGGCUUAGCUUCACGUUGUUGGGAAAACCUUAUCCUAGCAAUCUUAGGUGAGCAAUUCAUGGUGGGAGAAGAAAUAUGCGGAGCUAUGAUAGCAGUACGUUUCCAGGAGGACAUCAUAUCAGUAUGGAAUAAGACAGGCAGUGAUAAUGCCACCACCAUCAAGAUCCGAGAUACUUUAAAGAGAGUGUUGAAUCUGCCACCUAAUACUUAUAUGGAAUACAAGAUGAACUGUGAGAGCCUCAGAUGGAAUUUGUGAUGUUAGAUGAGAAAGUAUCUGUACAUUUAUAUAAGUAUUUAAAAUCGCUCUUUAUUAAAUAAACUUAUGAAGCCUGUUAAA